CCCGGCCAUGAUUGGCUGCUCCUUCGUGGUGAACAGGAAAUUCUUUGGCGAGAUUGGGCUGCUGGACCCCGGCAUGGACGUGUACGGAGGGGAGAACAUCGAGCUGGGCAUCAAGGUGUGGCUGUGUGGGGGCAGCAUGGAGGUGCUGCCCUGCUCCAGGGUGGCGCACAUCGAGCGCAAGAAGAAGCCCUACAACAACAACAUCGGCUUCUACACCAAGCGCAAUGCGCUGCGCGUGGCCGAGGUCUGGAUGGACGACUACAAGUGGCACGUCUACAUCGCCUGGAACCUGCCCCUGGAGAAUCCAGGGAUUGACAUUGGUGAUGUUUCUGAGAGGAAAGCCUUGAGGAAGAGCCUGAAGUGUAAAAAUUUCCAGUGGUACCUGGACCAUGUUUAUCCAGAAAUGAGGAGAUACAACAACACCAUUGCUUAUGGAGAGCUGCGGAACAACAAGGCCAAGGAUGUGUGCCUGGACCAGGGCCCACAGGAGAACCACACAGCGAUCCUGUACCCGUGCCAUGGCUGGGGCCCCCAGCUGGCUCGGUACACCAGGGAGGGCUUCCUGCACCUGGGGGCCCUGGGCACCACCACGCUGCUGCCCGACACGCGCUGCCUGGUGGACACGGGCAAGAGCCGCUUCCCGCAGCUGCUGGACUGCGACAAGGUCAAGAGCAGCCUCCACAAGCGCUGGAGCUUCAUCCAGAACGGAGCCAUCCUGAACAAGGGCACGGGCCGGUGCCUGGAGGUGGAGAACAGGGGCAUGGCUGGCAUUGACCUGAUCCUCCGCAGCUGCACGGGGCAGAGGUGGACAAUUAAAAACUUCAUCAAGUAGAGGCUGGAGGAGUCAGGGGAGUCUGACUUGAGCCACGGCCGAGGGGACUGAUCCGCCUGGACUCCUUUGGAAAGGAUGGAAUAUCAAGCAGAGCUUUCCUCGUGCUCCUGGGACAGGACCUGGGGCAGAUGGGCACUUGUGGCUUUAUUUUUACCACGUGUGAGUCUCCCCUAGCUGAUGCCAGCUGUGUGGGGCUGGCUCAGAACUGCUGUUCCCUCUGGCCAGCUCUCCAAGAGGUGCCCCAUUCCCUGCUGGAGCAGCCUGGCAGCAUUUACUGACAGGGAGUUUCUGCUUUCCCACACAACUCCAAGCUCUCCCAAAGGGCUGGGGAGGUUUGCACCAUGACCCUGGCCAGACCUGCCUGGCAAGUGUGGAAACUGAGAAGCUGGGGAGAGGAAAACGUUCCCAAACCCCAAAUGAGCCAAUUUUGAAGGAUGGGGUGUUUUGCUGGGUCCUUGUUCCCUUUUCCCUUUCCUGCCCCUGCAUCCAGCCCUUCCCUGAGUUUUGGAGAAGCAAAACACCCCGCAGCAGCUCCCAGGGAUCUUUCUAACCCCUAAUCACAGAAGUUACCCCAAACAAUGCAGUGGAACAAACCCCCUGAGCUCCCCUUGCCCCUCUCCAGCACCUCCCUCCAUGGAGAGCCCAAAGGGGUUCCCUUGGGAAUGACCUGGGAUGUCUGCCUGCCCUUCUGGGUGACAGCAGGAAUGUUCUCUGAGGCUUGGACACCCCUGCCCUGCCUGCUCAGGCCUGGCCAGGGUCCCCCAGUGUCACUGCAGCCCUUCCUGGGCUGGGGAAGGGACAGGGAGGGAGGCCAAGGCCCCAGCAAAUGGCAGCUUGGCUGAAAUUCUUGGCCCUGAAGCCACUUCAGGCUUGUUGCUCUGGUGGAGAGAUCUCACCUUGUUUAAUUUUGGCUCACAGGAAUCCUGGCUACCAAAUCUUGGCUGCCAAAUCCACCUGGGAGUCCUCUGCCUGUGGCUGCCUGCAGAAGGGAAGCAGGAUCCUGCAGCAUUGCUGCUCGUGGGUGGGCACAGGCUUUGCUCAGCAGGGCGGAGAAACCAGCCCAUCUCCUGCCCUUCUCCCAGAAUAAUCCUCUUUGUGGCUGCCCUCUGGCUAGGGUGCACUAAAAUAGAUUAAUAUAUGAGAUGGAUGUGUAAAUAUGUUUCCCAAGCUGGGAUGUGCACAGAGUCCUUUGCUGCAGAGCACUCAUGCCUGUCUUCCAUUUGCAUCAGGAUGAAGCUCCCUGGAUGUUUAACGAGCUGAAUUUCCAAUGCCAUGCAGCAGGUUUAUAACUGAUGUUUUAGUAAUUUAUUGAACAGAAGCAGAUCUAUUUCAUUGUUCCUUCUACAGCAACUAGCAUCACCUAGGAGUGAUUGUUCAUUUAGGCUUUACAAGGCUCCCUCAACCACUGGGGCUGUCUCUGAUUUUUUCCCCUGCCUUCCUUAAUGAAGUAAAACCUCUUAGUUGUCCUGACCUGCAGAGUAGAGAGUCAAUGUAGAAUUUUGCUCUCUUUUUCGCUGUUGCAUCAUCCCUUGUGUAAUAAAUUUGAGCACUUCCAAACCCGAAACGACCACAACUCUGUGGAUGCAUGAGCCAGCUGCCCCUGCCUUUGUUGCUGCCUUCUGAGAAGCGAUUUCCUGGUGAUCCAGGACACCCUGAGGGCUUGGAGACCCCACAGCUCCGGUCCCGCUGGUAAACACCCUUAAACUGAGCAAAUAUUGCAGGGGGAGACUAUGUGGGUCAAGAUCAGCAGCCAGACAGCCCCUGGGUGUUGCCUGUGCUGUGAUUCAGCCCAGCUCGGGCCCUGCCAGUGCCCAGGGUGGCAGCAGAUGGCUUUUGUCACAUGUCACCGUGGUGGGGUGAGGUCCCAGCCCCAGAGCAGGGCUGGGUGGGAUGUGUGGCUGCUCCUGGGCUCCAUCCUGGCUGUGCUGAGCCCCUUGCCAGGAGGGCCUGGCUCUGUCCAGUCCCUGGCUCUGUCCAGUCCCUGCCUGUCCCUGGUCCCUCUGGGAUGGCCGCGUGUCCCUGGUGCCACUGUGGUCCCUGUGCCAGGUGGCACAGACACCCAGGGACAGCACGGGGAUCCUGCUGCUGCUGCUGCUGCUGAGCCCUGGGAUCCCUUGGGAUGUUCAGGCUCACAGCUGCCUUUCCUUCGUGCUCCAGAAGGAAAAGCAGCCCCCGGGCCAGCAGCAGGAAGGGAAGGUGGAGAUGAACCCUGGGCUCCAGGACCCUCAGCUGGGCACAGCCCCGGGGAGGUGUUGGCCCCUUCUCCCUGCUCCAGCUUCCAAACCGCUGGAAACAGGAGGAAAAUCAAGCUGGAAAGUGGGAAUUGCCUCUGCUGUUCUGUCCUGACACCGUUGGUGACUGCAGGGUGACCCCGGGAGAAAUCUGCCUGAGAUCUGGGUCUCGUUGUUGCAUCUCGCUUAUCUCUAAUCAUCUGUUAAUUGCUUUAAGAAGUGAUCUCCAAGUGAUUCUUAUUAAAUAUCUGGUUUGA
Molecule: messenger RNA, 3320 nt
Organism: Camarhynchus parvulus
Lineage: Eukaryota; Metazoa; Chordata; Aves; Passeriformes; Thraupidae
Product: polypeptide N-acetylgalactosaminyltransferase 17
Exons: 6
Coding region: 8-832 (274 amino acids)
Cellular component (GO): Golgi apparatus
Source: RefSeq, a predicted model, not a curated record